Molecule: messenger RNA, 762 nt
Organism: Conger conger (European conger)
Lineage: Eukaryota; Metazoa; Chordata; Actinopteri; Anguilliformes; Congridae
Product: olfactory receptor 52E4-like
Exons: 2
Coding region: 1-762 (253 amino acids)
Biological process (GO): G protein-coupled receptor signaling pathway
Cellular component (GO): membrane
Molecular function (GO): G protein-coupled receptor activity; olfactory receptor activity
Source: RefSeq, a predicted model, not a curated record
AUGAACCCCCUGCAUUCAGUCUUCUUUAAAAAUGCCACUAUAGGCAAUAUUGUGAAACCUGACUUCUUUUUCCUAAGUGGUUUUGCCGGUAUUCCACACACAAAAUACUACUAUGUCUUCUUGUGCUUUGUGUAUGCUGUGACUGUAGUGGGAAACAUUUUUGUCAUGUUUGUGAUUUACACUGACCACUGUCUCCACAGUCCAAAAUACAUUAUAGUUUUUAAUUUAGCUGUGUCUGACUUGUGUGGAAGCACUGCAGUCAUUCCUCAGGUGAUUGACACCUUCCUCUUGAAAUCACAUAUAAUCUCUUUCAAGGUUUGCUUGACUCAUAUGUUUUUUGCUUUUUGGUUUGUCACCAUGGAGUCUCUGACUCUCACUUUUUUGUCCUAUGAUAGGUAUGUUGCUAUAUGCCAUCCACUGAGAUACAAUGAGAUUGUGACAACACUUUUUAUUGUGAUUACGUACAUUUGUAUAGGCAGAGCAUUAUUAAAAAUUGCGACAACCUCAGAGCGCCUCAAAGCCAUGAAAACCUGCACCUCUCAUUUGAUGUUGGUGAGUGCGUUUUAUCUUCCUUUAGGUUUCGCCCUUGUACUGGGCUCUACCAUUCACCAGAACGCCAGGAUCCUUAAUAUGUCACUGGCGACUGUCUUGCCACCUAUGCUGAAUCCAAUCAUUUACUCUCUGAAGACAGACGAAUUCAGAGAAUCCAUUCAGAAGCUUUACAGAAGAAGGAAGAUACACAUCAAUGGCAGCAAUAAGUGA